Molecule: messenger RNA, 5984 nt
Organism: Coregonus sp. 'balchen'
Lineage: Eukaryota; Metazoa; Chordata; Actinopteri; Salmoniformes; Salmonidae
Source: the annotation of a GenBank genome assembly
CACUCCUACUUCAUAGCCCCAGAUAUCAACGGCUUGCCCACAAUCCCAGAGAGUGUAAGUCUACCCUUCUGGUCUACCAGCGUGCAAGAACUAGAUCUUACCCUGUCAAAUAGAGCACAAAAUAUAUUGUGCAUGUUGAAUGAAAUUGAUUAUUGAAAUGUUUUUAGUUGGAGAGUGCGGUCCAUUUUAAUUUUCUGUGAAAUACCGUAAACCUAUGACCUGAAUUUGUAAAAAUGGUUACGUCCUCGACUUACAGCAAAGAGCCAUCCCUAAUGCUCAGAGAAGUGUGUCGUUAUAAAGUCACUAACUGUCCUGUCUCUCCCGUUUCCCCAAUCCAGAGGAACCUGACAGAGUAUUUUGUGGCGGUGGACGUCAACAAUAUGCUGCAUCUCUACGCCAGCAUGCUGCACGAACGACGCAUCAUCAUUACCUCAAGCAAGCUUAGCACUGUGAGUGCCUCUUCAUUAUACACUACAGUAUGUUACAGAUUCAUGCCUAAAAGGAACAAUAUAUUAACUAGGGUUUAUGUUUCUGAUUUAAACAUGGCAUUCCUCAUUAAUAUUACAGCACUACAUCAAACGUAAUAUCUAAACGUUCACAGUUUGAAUGCAUGCAUGCACGCACACACACACACACACACACACACACACACACACACACACACACACACACACACACACACACAUAGACAGAGGUCAGUGGUCCUCCAGUCAUCCGGCUCCUCUAUCUCCAGUCUCUGACAAGCAGUAAAGCCAGCACUAAACCAGGAUUAUAUUUGACUGUUUGUCUUAAAGCUGCUAGGUUUUAAUGGCCGACAAGCCCUAAAUUAUCAGUUAUUAGGUAUUUAACUCUCUGCCAUAGUUGCUGUAGAGGUCUUUCUCUCUGUGCUUAUCGUGGCUGACCACAGAACCAAAUAUUUAUGACAGGGAGCUGGAGAGCACGAGUGAUGUCAUCCAUGCUCCUAUCUCUACCGUUCUGCUCCGGUAUCUUACUGCAGGCCGGAAUGCGGAACCGGGGGGGGGAUCCAGAAAAUUACCCGACCCUAAGAGAAUUUCACCUCUCUUCCCCUCUCUCCUCCUCUCUCCCUCUCCUCCACUCACCUCUUUUCUCCCCCCACCCCUCAGCAUGUCAGCCCUUCAGAGCCCCAGCCGUGCCCACUGACUCUGGGGGUUACAGGGUGUAAAUGAUCAGAGCCGCGGGUGACGGCUGUUUUCUUAGCAGACCACCCGUAAGCCUUUUAUCAUUUACAGUCCUUUGUCAUCUGUCCAUCCAUCGAUACAUAAAUGCAGUCCAUUUUAUUAGGAGUGUGUGUGUUUCUCUCAGUCCAUCCCUGGCAUUACUUUUAAAGAGUAGUUUGUAGAAAGAAGAGAGAGAGGAGGCCUCCAGCUGGCCCCUACUACCACUGUCCCUCUGAGAGAUGGUGAAAGAGACAAAAAGGAAAGAGAAAGAUAGAAAUAGAGAGAAGAAGAAGGGGAGAGAGAGGAGGAGAGAGAGCAAGGGAGAGAGACUAGACACUGCAUACAUUAUGUGGGCUCCAGGCAGAGGGGACUGCCUGUGUGUUAGGGCCGCUAGUGAUCCCGCUGUGCCAGUGUAGCAGAACAUGGCGGCACGCCUGCAAGCGCCCAACAGCAAAGGAAUAAAUCAUGAUGGUACAACAAUGCAUCAGUUGACUUAUUGCUGUUUUGUGACCGGAGGUGAGCGGUACCACUGUUUUUGAAAGGCGUGUGGUGGUGCGAUGCGAUGGCCGAGGCAGCCAGCCGAGCGUGCAGGCUUGUCAUGCCGCCGUAUAAUUGUGCUGCAUCAGGCCCCCUCUAACUAGUCAGCUGGGAGGCCCCGUGUCUUUCAUCUCCACCUCCCCUGGCCUCGCCGGGCCCUGGCCCCCUCGGUGGGCAGUCUGCAGGCCCCUGACAGCAGCCUUCUCAUCAUGCUGUCAGUAUUAUGCUAACUAGGACCAUCCAUCCACCACGGUCCUGAGUGCUAGCUGCCUGUCUGCCUGCCUCACCACCGAACAGCGCCUUGGCCCUACAAACGUACUUUUCACUAUUCACUCUCCGCUUCUUCUAGUCUAUCGACCUCCCUGCUUUCUCUCUCCGUCUCCCGUUGCUUUCUUUCUCUCUUGCUCCUAGUUGCUUUCUUUCAGUCUCUCGUUCUGCUUUCUCACUCUGUCACCUUUAUUUCCGUCUCUUGUUCUCUCUUUCUGCUUUUUCUCUCUCUUUCUGUCCUCUCUUGUCCCUAUAGCUACGUUUCUUAUGGUGGCUGGUUGUUAGCGCAUCAUCUGUAGUCUGGGGUUUUGUUCCCCAUUUUUGUAUUUGGUUGCAGAUUGUUUUUGUGUGUGUGCAGGGGUGGGUGUGACUUUGUGUGUGAGGGUGGCCUGGUGUUACUGCCUUGCCCUCCUUCUCUGUGUCUUAGUGCCGUCUACUUGUUAGUGGCACGCCUGUGUGGCUCUGCAGUGACACCAGGCGUUUGUCAACACACGGAGAGAGCAGAGCGGAGGUAAUUGGGGAUCUUCCUUUGGAUGAGGAGAGAAGAAGGGGUGGAGAGGGAGGGAUAGGAGAGAGCAGAGGGUAGAGGACGUGGGAAGGUGUAUGAGGUUGGAGAGAGAGAGGGGAGGAGAGAGAGAGAGAGAGAGAGAGAGAGGGAGGGGGAGGGGGAGGGGGGGGGGGGGGAGAGGAUUGGAGAAAAGGCAGAGAAGAAGGUUUGAGGUUUGUUGAUCUUGCCUAUUCCAGUUAAAGAAUGGUGUGGGUGAGCAGCUGUAGCCCAGUUACUCCUGUAGUCUUUAGUUUGUAGGGCCCUGUCUCGGUGAACAUCGCACUGAGAGUGUGUGCCUGGUUGACUGCUUGUUAAAGCAGAUGUUUUGAAGGCAGAGGAACAAGCUCAUCCGAAUAAGACAACAUAAAGGGUUGUGACGUGCUCUUUGAUGGUUAACAAGUGUCUUUGAUAGUUACCUGUCUGUUGCCACCCACGCUCCCUGUUCAUAUCACUGGUGAACUGCAUUCUUCUGAGCUGCUUGCUUUCACAAAUCAGUUAUUAGUUAUUAGUCCGUUUAUUAGUUCCUUACUGAGUGCACUAUACAAUCAUAACUGUCUUGAGGCAGGUCUCGCAAGGAAAAUAGAUUUUUUUCAAUGAAAUUGAAUUAACAGUGGAUAUUUUGGGGGGCAAAAGUAUCGUCGAACUCCUGACCGAGUUAUUUAGGAAUAGAUUGAUAGUUGGUACACAGUGUGCACAGACUGUUGUCUCCAGUUAAGGGGAAAGAUUGUGUUAAUAUGUUCAGUUUCUCUCUAUCAGUUUAUAGUAUUGUGUGUUUAAUGUGGUCAGUUUAUGGGAGGACUUAGGAGAGCUGUCAAGGCUGGAUGGGCUCUGGUGCCUUCAGAAGCAGGCUGUUGCUGUAUAAUCUCUGACCCAUCUGAGGCUCAUUACUGGGAGGACCCCAGGUCCCAGAGGGCCAAGGCUAGCACCUAAAGCAGGCCUAAUCCACUAUUUGUUCUUGGGGACUGUAUCUGUGAUUCUCCAUUGAAUGGAAUAUUAAGCACCAGGUCUUUUGUGGAGCAUGUAAGCCAUUUGGCUCCACACAUCUAUUAUUUAUUAGCUUGGCAAAUAUUUUAUCAGGCUCCUAGCCCCCCCCCCCCCCCCCCCCCCCCUGUGACCUGCUCUCUAGUGGAGCCCCUGAGAAAGAAAGAAAGAGGAAAAAGUGCUUACAAAUGUCUCUUUUUGAUUUAAUCGUCUCUAAAACCUGUGUGUAGCCAGCUGUAGAUAGACAUGGGUUUGGUUUGGGUUAAAUGUGAGAGGAAGUAUGUGUACUAUGCCUUUGGACUCCUCUACAACCUUAUCUCCUUCCUCCCUGGUUGGUAGGGGGAGAAAGAAAUCACAUCUAGUUUUUGUUUUUAAAAUGUUUCUUAGUUUCAGUAGAACCCCCCCCUUCUACCCCCCCAUCCUUACAAGAGAGAUACGCUGUCUCUUCUCUUUUAACCUGGGAGUGAAGCAGGCCAAUUGGGGGCUAAGUGAGCCUCACCUUGAGGCCUGGCUGUGGCUGAGAUAAUUGCAGUUGGUUAGUUAGUUCUUCUGUCCCAUUACCUCCUGGUACCAACGGCUGAGCCUACUCUCUCUCUGCCUCCCUGAGGAAGGUGUGUAUGUGUGUGUGUGCGUGUGUGCUUGUCUGUGUGUGUGUGUGUGUGUGUGUGUGUGUGUGUGUGUGUGUGUGUGUGUGUGUGUGUGUGUGUGUGUGUGUGUGUGUGCUUGUCUGUGUGUGUGUGUGUGUGUGUGUGUGCGUGUGUGUGUGUGUGCGUGUAUACAAAGGAGGUGUGCACCGCUGAUCCACUGACCUCUCUUCAUCAUUAUUUAAUAGGUUUAUACUGUCACCAUUUACUAGGAGAGGAGAGAAUGGCAAGACAGCUUUGAUACUCUCCUGUCUCCAACUAAUACACUCUCACAUUAAUAUUCAUACAAUUGAUUUAGUUCCUCCUUAGAUAUUUGUUUUUGCUGGGGAAUUAAAUCUGACAGGACUGUAGAAUUGUUGUAUUUUAUUUGAAGGAGGCGGCAAGCGAAUAUGCAUAUGCAGAUAUGUGGAGCAAGACACCAAUUAAAAGUUGAUUAAACCUUAAUGAUUGUGGAACUCUGUGAGAGAUUGCAGGAAAGUAAAAUAUUGCUCCUCUCUCUAAAUAACAAAUGAAAAAGGUUGAACCUCCACCAACCCCCCCCCACACACACACACACACACCUCAUAUGUUAAGAGCUACACAGACGUUCAGGCUCUUUCUUUAAGGGGGGGGGGUGCUCUUUGUGUCGGUUCAGUUCAGUCGCCAAGCUUGGCCGCGUUUGCUCGCUCGCCGGUCACUUGUGACAUUUUGUGUAGUUUGUGUGUGUGUCUGCGGUUCACACUUCCAAGCGUAGCGCCUGCUCCCAGGUCCCAGCGGUAUUCGCCCAGCCCGUAGCGCUAGCGGUCUCUCGACUAACUCAUGUUUCAUUCUUUGGCAAUUUGCCCUAAUGAAGUCCCCACAGAGCCCUCAGACCACUGUUCUCUUUCCAUAUUUAAUCAUGUUAUUUUAAUCUGCAGGAUGAGCUAGCUAGCCUGCCCCUCUGUGUGUGUGUGUGUGUGUGUGUGUGUGUGUGUGUGUGUGUGUGUGUGUGUGUGUGUACACAAGUGUGUACAAAUGUAUACUAGUGUGUGCACGUGCGUGCGCAGGUCAUUACAAUUACUAGGUAGUCAAGAGCCUUUAAAACUCUAGGGUCACAGUCUCUACUCAUCUAUUUGUCUUUUUACAUUAUAUCGUAAAAGAGAGAAUAAAACUAUCCUUUGAAAAUCAACAGUGACUCUUCUGUGUCUAUUUUUCUCCAUUGAUAACUAACAGGGGUUAAUGUUUUGAGUUUCAGGUCGUUUUGUAUCAGGUCUUUGUUGCCUGGCUGACAUUAUCUUCAUCCUUUAUUUCUUGUUGUGUAUCCAUCACAAGGUUUUACACCCCCCCCCCCCACACACACACACACACACACCACUCUUACCUGAUUGAUAUCCAUCUUUCAGUCUCUCUUCUUCAAUUCCUCCUACUGUGUGUGUGCAUGACACCAUUAUCAAGCUGUCAGUGUCAUGUCUGAGUCUUGUUUUGUUGGGAUGAAAGCUGAGCUAUAAAUUGGCAACAGUAACACAACAGAUCAUACAGUCUGUUUCUUGGGGGGGAAGGUUGAACAUUUAGGUGUUUCACUAAAGAUUGAAGCCCCUUAAAAGGUACAUUCAGCAAGAUGACAUCAUCAUACACAACAGAGCCAAUUGCCAUCUUGCUGAAUCUACCUUUAAAAUGAAAACCAGCAUACUUCUAGCCUCGAGUCAGAUUUGAGAAAAAAGGGCUUUGUUAUAACAUGUUGUGUUUGUCCCUCUCGUCCUUCUGUAGUUAACUGCGUGUGUCCACGGCUCUGCUGCCAUGUUGUUCCCCAUGUACUGGCAACACAUUUACAUCCCUGUCCUGCCUCCACAUCUACUGGACUACUGCUGGUAA